Messenger RNA from Caenorhabditis angaria, 2097 nucleotides. The record is from the annotation of a GenBank genome assembly. Lineage: Eukaryota; Metazoa; Nematoda; Chromadorea; Rhabditida; Rhabditidae.
AUGGAUGCUGACAGGAAAAUAAGUGAGUCUUCAAUUCAACUACAAUAUACUUUACUGAUUUAACAGAUAAUGAACGCAAAAAGAGCUUGAAUAAAAAUGGAAGCAAAGAAGAUGAUCGACUUUUGAGCCAGCUAGCGAAAGCUUGUCAUCCCAAUGGAGAAUUGACUGUAGUAGCUGGUAAGCAAGGAAACCCAAAAAUAGAGAAUUUCAACUCUUUACGAGAAAUACUAUUGUAGUACCCCUAUAGUACCCCUAUAGUGGUACUUUUGAAGAAUGCCCCCACAGGUGGUGGGCUGGCAAUCCGUCUCAGACCUGUAGCGCACCAGUCAGUGAAAUUGGCCGUUCACAGGUCUGUUACUGGUGUCAGACGGGUGCAGACCUGUCACGGGUCGCCUAAAACUGGCGCGUCACGGGUCGCAUACUGCUCGACCAUCUCCCACACAAAACAUAGCAAGACGCACAAACAGCCAACUGUCUGCGAGUCAGUUUGUUUAAGAGAAGCGAGUGUUGCUUGCUUUUUCGAAUUAGAGGUUCUAUGAAAAGCUGUUCUAGUCCGUAUUGGACAUGACUACAAAGUCUAUAUUUUUGGUUUCUGGGGACAUUGGUCCUCUACAUAUAGCUUUUUUUUCAUUUUCAAGUUCCCCUUGUUGACCCCUGAUCAGGAACUCUGACGGGUGUCAUACUGGUGCGAGACCGGUCGGUUCCGGUUUUCGGAACACUGGUGCGGCACAGGUCUGAGACGGGUUGCCAGCCCACCACCUGUGCCUAAAAUUUCUAAAAAAUAUUUGCCGCCAGCAGGGGUCGAACCUGCGACCUUGGGCUUAUUAGACCCACGCUCUAACCGACUGAGCUAUGGCGGCUGUUAUUUCGCUAACUUUUUAUGCACUACAUUUUUCUGCUGUUCUCUCAGCAUCGACACACUCUGCUGUCCGAUAAGUAUGUGAUGUAAGAGACGCAGAGUUGUUUGGCGCCUCUCCCUUCUCUAUGACAUUUCACAACAUGAAAAAUGUGGCCUCCUUAGCUCAGUUGGUAGAGCGUGAGACUUUUAAUCUUAAGGUCAGGGGUUCGAGUCCCCUAGGUGGCUUGAUUUUUUGUUUUUUUUUUUGAAAAAAGUUUCAAAAUAUUUUUUGAGACCACCUAGUUAAAUUUUUUUAAGUAUCACAUGCCGAAACAAUGAACAAUAUAUUCCCACAGUGGAUCAGAUUAUGCUACAGAAAAAGUACAGAAGAAUAUGAACCUUAUGAUGUUAAUAUGCCUGCAGUUCUUAUUCCUCGAAAAUCUCUUCAUUACCGUUAUGAUCCACCAUUAACUGAAAGAGGUUGUAUUGUUGCACAAACAUAUGGAAGAGGCUUAUCAGACGCUGGAAUAAAACCAUACGAAAUAUUUUGUUCGCCAGAAAUGAAGUCAAUUCAAACCGCAUUCAAUAUAAUCAAAGGAUUAGAUACUUCUUACACUUCGGUAAACAAUUUAUAUUGUUAGAAAAACACAUCUGAAUAAAAAUUAAUAUUUUUGUAGAUUUGCAUCGAGCCAGCACUUCUGCCAUUCCGCCAAUUUUUCCCCAAAAAUUUUCAAGAUUUCUUGAUAAGUCCAAAAACUUAUUUUGGCCUUGGUUAUCCAAUAAAUCGAGAAUAUAUUCCAUUUGGAACAAUUGCUCAAUCUGAAUCAUUGGAAGCAUAUAAUUCGAGAUUUGUUGAUUUCUUCACUGGAAAAAUAUCAAAAAUUGAGCAAAAGUAAGACAAUUAAUUCCACAGAUCAAUUUUUAAUUUUUGUUAAUUUUUUGCAGACACGUUGUUGUGAUUUCCGAUAACUCGAUGGUCAAAAUAACAGAAAAUGUUAUCAUGGAAUCAAUUGAUGAUAUUUUGAUAGCAAAUAAAGCUAAAAGUUUUCAAUUGAAUUCAUUUAGAGUGAAAGGAAAUGAGGUAAGUGUUUAGUUUUGAGAUUUCUGAAAUAAAAAACAAAAAAUUUCAGGUCAAACCCAUCAAAAAUCCAAUAAUGCCAUUUUCUCGUUGUAUUUAUCAUAGAAAACCACAAAAUUGGCAAGAAGUUCCGCAUAAAUUGACAGUUCCAAAUCAUCCCGAUUGUGAUAGAAUCAAAUAG